Sorex araneus (European shrew) is the source of this 3475-nucleotide messenger RNA. It is a transcript of the gene IPO5, whose product is annotated as importin 5. The coding region runs from base 124 to 3417 and encodes 1097 amino acids. Lineage: Eukaryota; Metazoa; Chordata; Mammalia; Eulipotyphla; Soricidae. Gene Ontology annotation, cellular component: nucleus; cytoplasm. The transcript is spliced from 26 exons. Gene Ontology annotation, biological process: protein import into nucleus. Gene Ontology annotation, molecular function: small GTPase binding; nuclear import signal receptor activity. The record is from RefSeq and is a predicted model, not a curated record.
CGCCGCCGCUGCCGCUGCCGCCGGCCGGUCCCCGCGCUGGGCCCGCCCCCGCCCCGCCCGCCGGCCGCCAGCGCGCUCACGGCUGCCGUCUCCCGCCCUCCUCUCUCUCUCACGCCCAGCGCCAUGGCGGCGGCCGCGGCGGAGCAGCAACAGUUCUACCUGCUCCUGGGAAACCUGCUCAGCCCCGACAAUGUGGUCCGGAAACAGGCGGAGGAAACUUAUGAGAAUAUCCCAGGCCAGUCAAAGAUCACAUUCCUCUUGCAAGCCAUCAGAAAUACAACCGCUGCUGAGGAGGCUAGACAAAUGGCUGCAGUUCUCUUAAGACGUCUUUUGUCCUCUGCAUUUGAUGAAGUUUAUCCAACCCUUCCUUCUGAUGUCCAGGCUGCCAUCAAGAGUGAACUAUUAAUGAUUAUUCAAAUGGAAACACAGUCUAGCAUGAGAAAAAAAAUUUGUGAUAUUGCUGCAGAGCUGGCCAGGAAUUUAAUCGAUGAGGAUGGCAACAACCAGUGGCCCGAAGGCCUGAAGUUCCUCUUUGACUCAGUCAGCUCUCAGAACAUGGGCCUUCGGGAAGCUGCUCUUCACAUUUUCUGGAACUUUCCUGGGAUUUUUGGAAAUCAGCAGCAGCACUAUUUAGACGUCAUCAAGCGAAUGCUGGUUCAGUGCAUGCAAGAUCAGGAACAUCCAUCGAUCAGGACGUUAUCUGCUCGAGCCACGGCUGCUUUCAUCCUUGCAAACGAGCACAAUGUCGCUCUGUUCAAACACUUUUCAGACUUGUUGCCUGGAUUCUUGCAGGCUGUAAAUGACUCGUGCUACCAGAAUGACGACUCAGUCCUAAAAUCUCUGGUGGAGAUUGCAGACACUGUUCCGAAGUACCUGCGCCCCCACCUGGAAGCGACCUUGCAGCUCAGUCUGAAGUUGUGUGGAGACACGAGCCUCAACAACAUGCAGCGCCAGCUCGCCCUGGAAGUGAUCGUCACCCUGUCCGAAACCGCGGCGGCGAUGCUAAGGAAACACACCAGUAUCAUCGCUCAGACGAUUCCUCAGAUGUUGGCGAUGAUGGUUGAUCUGGAAGAGGAUGAGGACUGGGCGAAUGCAGAUGAGCUGGAGGAUGAUGACUUUGACAGCAACGCAGUCGCCGGCGAGAGCGCUCUGGACCGAAUGGCCUGUGGACUCGGCGGGAAGCUGGUCCUGCCCAUGAUCAAGGAACACAUCAUGCAGAUGCUGCAGAAUCCCGACUGGAAGUACCGACACGCGGGACUGAUGGCCUUAUCUGCCAUCGGGGAGGGCUGCCACCAGCAGAUGGAAGGAAUUCUGAACGAGAUCGUAAACUUCGUCUUGCUUUUCCUCCAGGACCCCCAUCCCAGAGUAAGGUACGCGGCCUGCAACGCUGUGGGCCAGAUGGCCACAGACUUCGCACCUGGUUUCCAGAAGAAGUUCCACGAGAAGGUGAUCGUGGCGCUGCUGCAGACCAUGGAAGACCAAGGCAACCAGCGGGUGCAGGCCCACGCCGCGGCCGCGCUCAUCAACUUCACCGAGGACUGCCCCAAGUCCCUGCUGGUCCCCUACCUGGACAACCUGGUGAAGCACCUCCACUCCAUCAUGGCCCUGAAGCUCCAGGAGUUGAUUCAGAAAGGCACCAAGUUAGUUCUGGAACAAGUCGUGACGUCCAUCGCGUCGGUCGCCGACACUGCGGAGGAGAAGUUUGUCCCAUACUAUGACUUGUUCAUGCCAUCGCUGAAGCACAUUGUGGAGAACGCCGUGCAGAAGGAGCUGCGGCUUCUCCGGGGGAAGACGAUCGAGUGCAUCAGCCUCAUCGGCCUGGCUGUCGGGAAGGAAAAGUUCAUGCAGGACGCGUCGGAUGUGAUGCAGCUGUUGUUGAAGACCCAGACGGACUUCAGCGACAUGGAGGAUGACGACCCUCAGAUCUCGUACAUGAUCUCCGCCUGGGCCCGGAUGUGCAAGAUCCUGGGGAAGGAGUUCCAGCAGUACCUGCCGGUGGUCAUGGGGCCGCUGAUGAAGACCGCGUCCAUCAAGCCGGAGGUCGCCCUGUUGGACACUCAGGACAUGGAGAACAUGAGUGACGACGAUGGUUGGGAGUUUGUGAACCUUGGAGACCAGCAGAGCUUUGGUAUUAAGACUGCAGGACUGGAGGAAAAAUCUACGGCUUGCCAGAUGUUGGUGUGCUACGCCAAGGAGCUGAAGGAAGGCUUUGUGGAGUAUACCGAGCAGGUGGUCAAACUGAUGGUCCCUUUACUGAAAUUUUACUUCCACGAUGGCGUGCGAGUGGCGGCGGCCGAGUCCAUGCCUCUUCUCCUGGAGUGUGCCCAGGUCCGCGGGCCCGAGUACCUCACGCAGAUGUGGCACUUCAUGUGUGACGCGCUCAUCAAGGCCAUCGGCACAGAGCCGGACUCCGACGUCCUCUCGGAAAUAAUGCAUUCUUUCGCAAAGUGCAUUGAAGUAAUGGGAGACGGAUGCCUUAAUAACGAACACUUUGAAGAGUUGGGAGGUAUAUUGAAAGCCAAACUUGAAGAACAUUUUAAAAAUCAAGAACUGCGACAAGUUAAAAGACAAGACGAGGACUACGAUGAGCAGGUGGAAGAGUCCCUGCAGGACGAGGAUGAUAAUGAUGUUUAUAUUCUGACCAAAGUGUCAGACAUUCUGCACUCGAUAUUCAGUAGCUACAAGGAGAAGGUCUUGCCGUGGUUUGAACAGCUGCUUCCAUUAAUUGUCAACCUCAUAUGUCCGCAUAGACCCUGGCCAGACAGACAGUGGGGAUUGUGCAUCUUUGAUGAUGUCAUCGAGCACUGUAGUCCGUCUUCGUUUAAAUACGCAGAGUAUUUCUUACGGCCGAUGCUGCAGUACGUGUGCGACAACAGCCCGGAAGUCCGGCAGGCGGCCGCGUACGGCCUGGGCGUCAUGGCGCAGUUCGGUGGCGAGAACUACCGGCCUUUCUGCACAGAAGCCCUCCCGCUGCUGGUAAGAGUCAUUCAGUCCACGGAUUCGAAGACCAAAGAAAACGUCAACGCCACAGAAAACUGUAUUUCAGCAGUCGGGAAAAUUAUGAAGUUCAAGCCCGACUGUGUGAACGUGGAAGAGGUCCUGCCGCACUGGCUGUCGUGGCUCCCGCUGCAUGAGGACAAGGAGGAGGCUGUCCAGACCUUCAGCUACCUGUGCGACCUGAUCGAGAGCAACCACCCCAUCGUCCUCGGCCCAAACAACACCAACCUGCCCAAGAUAUUCAGCAUCAUCGCAGAGGGAGAAAUGCAUGAGGCCAUUAAACACGAAGACCCCUGUGCCAAACGCCUGGCUAACGUGGUUCGCCAAGUUCAGACUUCCGGAGCACUGUGGACGGAGUGCGUGGGCCAGCUGAGCCCCGAGCAGCAGGCCGCCAUCCAGGAGCUCCUGAACUCUGCCUGAAGGGCCUCGACCGCACCACCGGAAACUAACUCCAAAUAAACGUUUACCCUUUUGUUUA